AUGAGCAGUGCAAAAGUUGCAAUCAGGAAAAGUGUAAAGUCACUGCUAGCUACAAUUCCAGCGAAUGAUAUACAGGCCCAAUCAAUUAAAAUCACUAAAGAAUUAUCAGAAUUUUUAAAACCUUAUAAAAACAUUGCUUGUUACAUGAGUAUGGAUCAAGGUGAAGUUGAUACAAAAUACAUCUUACAAGAACUAUUUAAAGAAAAUAAGGAAGUGUUUUUACCUAGAUGCACAACUACAAAAGAAACAGGACACCAAAUAUUAAGAGACAAUAAUAGUCAUCAUCCUCACCUCACCUUCCAUAGAAUGGAAAGUUGGGAACAGAUCAAGAAUUUAAAGCCACAAGGAAAAUACCAAUUGAGGGAACCGGAAGUUGAAGAAAUUGCACCAUUCCCACCAAAACUUGAUGUUAUAUUGGUUCCUGGUGUUGCAUUUAAUCUAAAGAAUGGUGCUAGAAUGGGUCAUGGUGCUGGUUACUAUGAUGAUUUCUUCCAUAGAUAUAAAAUUCAUCACCAUAAAAAAGAUCACACUGUAAAACCGAUCUUGAUUGGUUUAUCAUUGAAGCAGCAAAUUAUAGAUAUCCUACCAAUAGAAAAGCAUGAUUAUUUAAUGGAUGGCAUUGUUACAGGUGACGGUGUCUUUCACUGGAUUAACUAA
Vanderwaltozyma polyspora DSM 70294 is the source of this 657-nucleotide messenger RNA. It is a transcript of the gene FAU1, whose product is annotated as 5-formyltetrahydrofolate cyclo-ligase. NCBI's taxonomy places the organism in Eukaryota, Fungi, Ascomycota, Saccharomycetes, Saccharomycetales, Saccharomycetaceae. Gene Ontology annotation, molecular function: 5-formyltetrahydrofolate cyclo-ligase activity. Gene Ontology annotation, biological process: tetrahydrofolate interconversion; folic acid-containing compound biosynthetic process. The coding region runs from base 1 to 657 and encodes 218 amino acids. Gene Ontology annotation, cellular component: mitochondrion. The transcript has a single exon. The record is from RefSeq and is a predicted model, not a curated record.